This is a messenger RNA of Chaetomium strumarium, 2688 nucleotides long. RefSeq lists its product as uncharacterized. The record is from RefSeq and is a predicted model, not a curated record. Gene Ontology annotation, molecular function: protein binding. The transcript has 4 exons. Lineage: Eukaryota; Fungi; Ascomycota; Sordariomycetes; Sordariales; Chaetomiaceae. The coding region runs from base 160 to 2382 and encodes 740 amino acids.
CACUGCCCACUUGACCUAACGGUACCGGGCCGCGUCCCUGAACCCCGCAUAUCAGACUUGUCGACGCACAGGAGAAAGAGUUCCGCAUGUGUCCGUUGCUUGGGCUGUCUUUAAUGAUCAGGGCCGGGGAGUCAAGGAUUUUGGACGCGCAAGGGAAUCAUGGCUGAGGUGGAUGUUGCCCCGACAUUCGGGUCAGAGCUCAAGGACGGGUUCAAGCCGGCAAACGCCUGGGUUGCCAACGGCAUCGCAUGGCUAGACGAUAUCCAGUCGUUUUACCGCGAACGAAGUGCGAUUGAGAAGGAGUAUAGCGCGAAGCUCAAUGCGCUGGCCAAGAAGUACUUUGAGAAAAAGACGCGUAAGUCGGCGAGUCUGAGUGUAGGGGACACUCCGACAAUGACCCCCGGGUCGCUUGAGAGCGCUUCCCUCACGACCUGGACGACCCAUCUUACGACACUAGAAGCACGGGCUAACGAGCACGAACGGUACGGAAACGACUUGAUUGGCAAGGUGGCAGAGCCCCUGAAACACAUAGCGACAAGGUUCGAGGAGCUGCGCAAGCGCCACGCCGAAUACGCCGAGAAGCUCGAGAAGGAACGAGAUGGCUCAUACGCUGAUCUCCGAAAGGUGAAGGCCAAGUACGACGCUGCUUGUCAAGAGGUGGAGAGCAAGCGCAAGAAGACCGAGUCCGCGUUCGACAAGGCCAAAGCACAAAGCGCGUUCCAGCAACAGAUUCUCGAGAUGAAUAACGUCAAGAAUACUUACCUGAUUGCCAUCAACGUCACAAACAAGCAAAAGGAGAAGUACUAUUACGAGUACCUACCCGAGGUCAUGGAUAGCCUCCAGGACCUCUCCGAAUUCCGUACACUUAGGCUGAACGGUUUAUGGACUCUGGCAUCCCAGCUCGAGGCUAGCAUGCUCCAGGAAAGCGCCAGCCAGGUCAACCACUUAAGCCAGGAGAUUACCCGGAACCAGCCGCACCUCGACUCUAUGAUGUACAUACGACACAACAUGGGCGCCUUCCAGGAGCCUCCUGACAAGAUCUUUGAGCCGUGCCCGGUAUGGCAUGAUGACGGCGCGAUGAUCGUAGACGAGACGGCCAAGAUCUACCUGCGCAACCUACUCAACAAGUCGAAGAGCCAGCUCGGAGAAUUACGGCGCGAGGCGGACAAGAAGAGGAGGGAGGUGGAGGCGAUGAGGAGGGUGAAGCAGAGGAUUCGGGACGGAACAGAGCAAAAGGACGAGGUCGCCGUGGUAUCGCAGGUAUUCUCGAUGCAAGAGGACCUGCACCAAGUGGACCGGAAGCGCCUGACGGCCGAAGUCGAGACGUCCACCAUCACGUCGGCGGUGGGCGAUGUGACGCUCGGCGCAAAGAACCACAACUUCAAAUCGCAGACAUUCAAGAUCCCUACGAACUGCGACCUCUGCGGGGAAAGGAUCUGGGGAUUGUCGGCCAAGGGGUUCGACUGCCGGGACUGCGGCUACACAUGCCACAGCAAGUGCGAGAUGAAGGUCCCGGCCGAAUGUCCGGGGGAGCAGUCCAAGGAGGAGCGCAAGAAACUAAAGCAGGAGCGCCAGGAGGCGGCAAACGCUUUGCUUAAACCGAGCGCGCCGCCAGAGCAUGUGGCCGACCUGCCCACCCUCAGCCGCUCCGACACUGUCGCCUCUGCAAGGUCGGGAUACGCAGCCAGCUCACAGCGGUCAAUGACUGGCCCCUUGUCCCCAGCAGAAGAACCUACGCCGCCUGAAGUGCCGAGCGCGACUCGGCCGACAAGCACAGCCCCAUCGACGGCCGCCAAGAGGCGUGUCAUGGCACCCCCGCCAGCUGCCUAUGUGAGCGAGUUGCCGGGUAGUACCCCGAACGGCUCGUCCCAGGCAACGGAGCAGAAGGCCAAGAUGCUAUACAGCUUUGAGGCCGGAGCACCGGGAGAGUUGAGCGUGCCAGAGGGCCGCGACCUCGUCGUCUUAGAACCCGACACUGGCUCCGGCUGGGUCAAAGUCCGGGCAGGCUACAAGGAAGGUCUGGUACCGGCAAGCUACAUUGAGAUGACCGCCGCAGCACCACCAGCCGCCAUCGCGCCGCAACACACUGGCCAAUCGGCGCGGCCUCCGUCGACUUACUCGAAUAGUGGCUCUUCCAUCGGGACGUCGGGCCCAUCCGGUGGGAAGAAGAAGGGCCCAGCGGUAGCGCCGAAGCGGGGUGCUAAGAAGCUGAAGUAUGUGGAGGCCAUGUACGACUACACGGCGCAAAGCGACGCAGAGCAUAGCAUGGUCGAGGGUGAACGGUUCGUGUUGAUCAAGGAGGAUCCCGGGGACGGGUGGGCCGAGGUGGAAAAGGGAGGGGUGACCAAGAGCGUGCCGGCUAGUUAUAUACAGGCUGUCUGAAGGGUAUCCGAGUCGUCGUUGGCUUACUUGAGAGGCCUAUGUAGGUAAGGUAUGGUAGGGUUUGGCUUGCAGAGGAGGAUGCACAGCAUGGCGUCUGCGGGGUUGAGGAAGCGCGCAUGGAAUGAAGCACUGGGUUCCAAAUGGUUAUGCUAAAAAGCAGGUAGACAUGUGUGUACCGUAGAGUGUAGUGCAUCACGUCGAUCCGAGGUUGUCAAGGCAGCCUGAAUUUGCUGGUAUACUGCCCAGGUGCAGUGGCAUUCAUAGAACGCGGAGUGAUCCAGGUCCCGACCCUUGGGUUGUUUGAAG